AUGCCUCGAUUUGCCAAAUGGACCACAAUCCAAGACUUAGCUGACAGUUUCACAAAUAUUAAACAAUUUGUUCAUGAAAAUUUAAAAUACAUGUCAGAAGGAUUCACCAUGGUUCGCGAGAAACUUGAGGAAUCACACAAACAUAUUUCUAAACUAAUUACAUUAUACGAAUUCGAUCCAAACGAAUUGAUAGGAAAGUUAUGUGAUGAAAAUGAGUUGAAAGUAUAUUCGGAAGUAUAUGAUUCGGAUACUGAGCAACAAGCUUGCAUGAAAAUGAUUAUUCUAAUUUAUUACUACCUUUCCACAGCCAUUUCGUGUAAUUGGAUGAAUUGUGAAGUGAGAGAGUUUUGUCAAUUUAUGGAUUAUGCAGAGGAGAGAAUUAUACCCCAAUUCUUUCGUUGUGCAAACCAUACUUAUCAAGAGGUGAGAAAAGGUGCUGAAGUGGAACCAUUCGAAUGUGGAAUUGAUAAUUUGGAGAAUUGGCAAAAAGUUGUUUUACAUUUUAUUGUAAAGGUGCAUGCUGAAGUUUUAAAGUGUAGAAAACCAAUUUCACAUGUCGGAUUUACUGAAUUUCCACCAUGUUUUCUAUUGUUAACGGUUUCUAAUUACUUUUUGGAAAGAAAGAAUCAAUUGUUGAAAGAAAAUCCUGAAAGUUAUUUAUCAGGAGCAAAUAGUUGGUUAUUGACCGAUCUCUUUUAUUAUUGGAAUCAAUUUAUUGAAUAUAUAACAACACCUACAGAGGAUGAUUAUGAACUUAAGGCUAAAAACUAUUACAAAAAUCAGGCUUUCGUUGAAGGAGAUCCAGUAGAGGAUAAUGAAAUUGUUUGUAGAAUUGAUAGACAACCAGUUGUUGGUGAUGAAAUUAGAGAAAUGCAAGCUGAUUAUAAAGGAAUUAUUCAUAAAAUUCCAUUCGAACCAAAGCCAACAAGGGAAGAUAUUGGAAAGAAAUUAAAUGUUAAAAUGUCACCAAAUCAAGAAUUAUACGUUUUACAAACAACUGAACAAGAAAUCAGAUCCCAAGAAACAGUAUUUGCCAAGAUUAAGAGAUUUGUCAAGCAAUACGGUGCUUUGGGUAUUGUAAUUUAUUUUGGUAUUUACUUUUUGGUUUUAGGUACAAUUUUCCUCUUAUUACAACAAGGAGUUUUCGCAACUAAGGAUGUUUUACAAUGGUUGCAUAGUAGUGGACUUGAUAAGCUUAUUGACAUGUCUGAUUUGGAUAAAUCAGAAAUGUAUGCCAAUGCCGGUGUUGCUUGGGUUUUGACUAAAUUUACUGAACCUUUGAGAAUGGCUGUUACUUUGGCUAUUACUCCAAGUAUUUACAGAUUAUUGAAAAAGUUAAUGAGAAAGUAA
Messenger RNA from Naegleria gruberi, 1350 nucleotides. RefSeq lists its product as uncharacterized. The coding region runs from base 1 to 1350 and encodes 449 amino acids. NCBI's taxonomy places the organism in Eukaryota, Heterolobosea, Eutetramitea, Acrasida, Naegleriidae. The record is from RefSeq and is a predicted model, not a curated record. The transcript has 2 exons. Gene Ontology annotation, cellular component: mitochondrion.